AAUUUCCCAACCCUAACAAAAAGUAAACAAAUAAAUGCGGCAUGGAAGCAAUUUAAUGUAAAUUGAAAAGCUUAAAUGAGCUAGACUUGCAGCAGUAAAACGAACGAUAAUGGACCAACAACCGGCAGGUGAGGACUCCAACAAUUCGAACGAGGUGGAAAUUGAGGAAAUCGAUUGCAGCAAUGUGCCCGAAGGUGAAUUGGCCCAGUUCCAGGAGACAGAACCUCUUCGUGUGGUCGACAUUAUUGAUACAGUUGCCGAUGACGACGAUGAUGAGGAGGAGGAAGAGGGAGCACUCAUCAAACGCUAUGUCCAGGGUGUACAGUGCCUAGAGUUUCCCGACUUUUGCACUAAAUUCGAACCCGGGGACGAUGAUGAUGAUGUUGAGGGUGAAACUGAAGAGGAGACACCAAUUGCCUCGACCAGCUAUCAGGCAGAAGUAAAAGCACUGGCCAAAAAACGGAAACAACAUCAACGACAAUCGGUUGAGGAUUCCAAAGCCGGCACUAGUGGCGGUCGCAGUGCUAGUGGUGCUGGUGGUAGUGGAGGAGGCGCCAGUAGUGGCGGCGGUGCUAAAACUGUUGGACGACGCAGCCAAUUGAGUCCAGCUCUCUUGGGUUUAAUGGGUGAAGCGAAUCUCAGUUUUGUCUAUGGGCGCUAUGAGACGGCGGAAAGGAUUUGCAUGGAAAUCAUUCGUCAAAAUCCAUUGGCUAGCGAACCUUUCUACACACUGGCCGAGAUCUAUGAAAAUCGAGAUGAGGUCAAAUUUCUCCAUUUCUCUACUCUCGCUGCUCAUUUAAAUCCUCAGGAUCGUGACAUGUGGAUACGAAUAUCAGAUCUAUUGGUACAGCAAGGCAACAUGGCCAGGGCGAGAUUGAUUUUCACCAAGGCCAUCAAAGUGCUGCCCAAGGAGUACUUGUUGCGUAUGCGUAAGGCCCAAUUGCUGGAAAAGAUGGGCGAGACAAAUGCUGCCAUGUUUACGUACCUAAAAAUGAUUCCCUUAAUGCCCGUGGAUGAGUGGAUAACCUGCCUAAAUACAGCCAAAAAUGUGGCACGUUUCUUUCACGUUCUGGAAAAAUAUUCCAUAGCAUUGCAGGCCAUGAAUGGGGCCUACGAAGUGUGUGGCUCCCGCUUUCAACUGGAGGAUUUAAACAUCUAUAUGGAGCUACUGAUCCUUAAUAAGCAAUAUGUUAAAGUUUUGCAUUGCCUGAGGGAACGCACACAGCUGCAACUGGAGACGCAGCCGGAUGAGAGUCCGGAUUUGAUUUACUUUUGUGAUAUACCCGAUGACUAUGUCCCCGAAUUGAGAUCCAAGCUAUGUGUGAGUCUUGUUCACAUGGGCGCCCAUCAUUUGUUUGGCUACCUCAUCCAGAAUCUGCAGGAGCACAUCACCCUGACGGUGGAACGUGUGGAAUUGUAUAUGGAUGUCACAGAGGCUCUGAUGCAGGAACACAAAUAUGCCGAAGCCAUUGCUCUAAUGCGCCCCAUAACCGAUGGUGAGACCUUCGAGUGCCCGGCCUUUGUGUGGUUAAGGCAAGCGGAUUGUCUGCGUCAAUUGAAUCGCACCAAUGAGGCCAUCCAAUGCUAUGCCCGUGUGGUGGAGUUGGCUCCCUUUUGCUACGAGGCCAAAUUCACACUCUCCGCUCUACUCAAACAGCAGGGCAGGAAUGAGGAAGCGGUACAGGCUCUGGAACAAUCGGCGGAGGCGGAAAGUGAGGGACAGCCUCUACAUGCUCGGCUCCUUUACGAACGUUGUGUGAUGCUUCAGCAAAUUGGACGCAUAGAAGAGUUUCUCGACGUUGGCUAUGUUCUGCUUGGCCGUCAUUCCAUCAAGCUAAAGAAUCGCGAAGAGAUGUUGGCCGCAGCCAAUGGAGGAAGUGCCUAUAAUACGGAAAGUCUGAAAGCGAUUCUACAAAUGCGAAGUCUUGCCGCUGGUGAGCAACAAGAUCAAUUGGCAGAGACGAGUCGAAAGGAUACAGACGCCGCAGCCGCACCAUCCCACGAUCUGACCAUCAAAGAUGAGUAUGAUCUCUUUCUGGAGCUUGUGAGUACGGCAUUUCGCCAUGGGAAACAGAGUGCCAUCGAGAGGAUUUGCUUUGCCAUGGUCACCACCAAGAGAUUCACUCCAUAUCAUCAUGAGAUUGAAAGAAUAAUGAUAUUGGCAUGCUAUUUUAAUCAUGAUUGUCCCAUUGGCUUCUCCUAUUUAAGGGAAUUGAUAGCCAAACAGCCAACGGAAGUAAAUCUAUGGAAUUUGUUGUCCUUGCUGGUCCAACAGGGAGAUGAAGUUCGUUAUUUUCGCUAUAUAAGACGACUACUACAUCGUCAUCCGCAUGGUACAUCGCAAAUGCGUCUCUUUUUGGGUCACUAUCAUCUCAAUUGUAGCUCCUACAAGUACGCAUUGAAUGUCUAUGUGCCUCUGCUCCGCGAGAAUCCGCAUCCAUUGGUGGCACUGUCCAUAGCGGUGGUCUUUAAUCAAUUGGCCCUGCAGAAGAAGGUUCUACGCAAAACCGCUGCAGUGGCCCAGGCUGUGGCCUUUGCCCAACGAUAUAGGGAACUUCGCUCCUCUUCGGAUGCUUCCUCUACCAAAGCAGAGGAUUGUGCUGUCCAACAGGAGAUUUUUUAUAAUAUUGGUCGCAUCUAUCAUCAGGCGAAUAUACUUCAUUUAGCUGUGGAGUAUUAUGAAAAGGCUUUGGCAGUGAAACAUCCUUUGAUUGAGAAGCAUCCAAACAUACUUGGACUGCAGCAUGAGGUGGCCUUUAAUUUGCAUCUGAUCUAUCGAGCAAGUGGCAAUAAUCGCAAGGCUCGUCAGUGUCUGAUGCGUUAUUGUGUUGUCUAGAAGGAAGAAUCACCUUGUUUUAGCUUAAGAAUCAAUCAACUGAAUGACUGGAGAUAAAUUUCCAAUAUAAUUUUUGAUAUAUUUA
Messenger RNA from Drosophila willistoni, 2921 nucleotides. RefSeq names its product general transcription factor 3C polypeptide 3. Lineage: Eukaryota; Metazoa; Arthropoda; Insecta; Diptera; Drosophilidae. Bases 110 to 2836 code for a protein of 908 amino acids. Gene Ontology annotation, cellular component: transcription factor TFIIIC complex. Gene Ontology annotation, biological process: transcription by RNA polymerase III. Gene Ontology annotation, molecular function: protein binding. The transcript is spliced from 2 exons. The record is from RefSeq and is a predicted model, not a curated record.